This is a messenger RNA of Xenia sp. Carnegie-2017, 1259 nucleotides long. Its product is annotated as zinc finger protein DZIP1L-like. The coding region runs from base 221 to 1105 and encodes 294 amino acids. The record is from RefSeq and is a predicted model, not a curated record. The transcript has 9 exons. Lineage: Eukaryota; Metazoa; Cnidaria; Anthozoa; Malacalcyonacea; Xeniidae.
UCGGAUUCGUACAGUCUCUAAUAUUGCAGGAUUUAGUUUAGCUGCGUUGAUUAACGUGCGAUUAUUUUUCCACAUUUUCCACAUAGCACAAUAUAACCACAAAGCAAAGACUUUGGAACAAUGCAAGGAUGAAGUAAAAGAGGAGUUCGAACAGGGUUUAGGCAAGAGAGGAAUUGAACCUGAGACUACGCGGUUGUCAAGCAAACAGCUCGAGUCUAGAAUGAAGUCCUUAAGAUCAGAACAGGAAGGCCAUGCCAAGAAAUUUAGAAAUUUCAAGGAAAUUCGAAAGCGAAAAGCUGAAGAAGUUGAUAACUUGGCGAGGAAAACAUCAAAUAUAAAAAAGUUGGCAAAGUCUGAAGAUCAACCUGAAGGUAUUGGUUCAUUCAUACGGCGCUCUCCUACUUUGAAGCCCUCGUUAAAAUCUACAGCAAGUGCCAUCAAUGCUGUCAGAGGUUUUGCAUCUCCUAAAGCAGGCUUGGAUAUUAAUUCUGCUGAGCUCGCGCUGAAAAGACGUAGCAGUUAUACCGAACCCACUUCACCGAAAGCAGAUAUGUCAUUCACUACGACCUCGGUGACUGAACCUUCUGAAAGCGUGUCAGAGGAAAGCAGACAACACGAAGUAGAUAACAUGCAGCACGAGUUAACCGAUGAAGGAUCUGAUGAAGAUGUCGAUUGGGACUCAGCCUUGAGUGAGGAGGAUGCCCAUGGUCGGAAAAUGGUUCCGAAGGUUUCUGUUCAUAUACCAUCACAAACAUCUCAGGUGCAAGAACUUGCAUCCAGUUUAGAGAGAAGCUUAAAGAGAUCAUCGAAAAUUAAAAAACCUGCAGGUGCUGUGGCACUUAUUCAUUCGACCCCAAACUCCGCUGUUUUACCCUCGUCCAAUGUAAAUAACUUCGAGGACGAGAGCGAUUUUUUAUCCAGUUCUCCCGAGCCCGACAGCAAUAAAAAACAGACAGGACUUACGAAGAAACCCUUACAAUCUAACGGUGGUCGACUCGGUGGCAAUGUUGCAUUUGAUAACGUACCUAAGAAAGGUGUUAAGUUUAGUGGUAAUAAUUAUAGUGAUUUCGAUGACAGUGAUUUAGAUAUUGAAAAUAUUUCUUAGCAAAUACGUUAUAUUUUUACCCUUUUAUAUUCACGUAAUUUGUAGCUAUAUACAUAUCUAAGUUAUUUUGUGAAAUUUAGUAAUAUAUUGGAACUCGAAGUUUUGUAAACUAGUAAAACAGGUUUACAAUUAUAUGACGUCAUUCAAGUGGGAA